AUGCCAAGUGUUCCAAUAUGUGACCAAUUAGAAAGUAGGGUUUGGGCUAAGGCUCAGGUUGCCUGGCCUGGUGGUGACACGAUUUGGGGGAAGAUCAUUCACGAGGAAGUUCCAGCCAAAAUCAUUUAUGAGGAUGACCAGUGUCUCACUUUCCAUGACAUUUCCCCUCAAGCACCAACUCAUUUUCUGUUGAUACCCAGGAAACAAAUAUCCCAGAUUUCUGUAGCAGAAGAUAAUGGUGAAAGUCUUCUUGGACAUUUAAUAAUUGUUGGCAAGAAAUGUGCUGCUGAUCUGGGCCUGAAGAAGCGUUAUCAAAUGGUGGUGAAUGAAGGUUCAGAUGGGGGACAGUCUGUCUAUCGUGUUCAUCUCCAUGUUCUUGGAGGUCAGCAGAUGAAUUGGCCUCCUGGUUAAGUGUGUUGUAGGGAUAAUUUUCCCUUCUCUAUUCAG
Molecule: messenger RNA, 447 nt
Organism: Kogia breviceps (pygmy sperm whale)
Lineage: Eukaryota; Metazoa; Chordata; Mammalia; Artiodactyla; Physeteridae
Source: RefSeq, a predicted model, not a curated record